AUGGAGAGCCCCUCGCCGACGUACACCGAGUUCAGUGUCGGGAGCGUCCGGACGGACUACACUGACUCGAGCCAAGGGCUGCGCUCGCCGCUCGAUGAGGCGUUUGACAGCGUGAAGCCUUUCUUCGCCCAGUAUUACAACCUGAAGAACGAGGGCGCGGGUGACUUUGCCCCAGCUCCCUCCUACGGUCCGGGCUUCCAGCGUAGCUUCAGUGGGUCGAUGUAUGGACACUACCAGCCCUACGAAAGCACACAGACUUCGAGCUCGCCGUGGCCUGCCCAGAACACCUUCCACGCACAGCAGCAACAGGCCCACUACUCCUCCUCGCUCCCCCACGCCCACCAAUACCAGCACUCCUCCCAUGGGCUCCACCACUCCGCCUCGAUGCAGCACCUGUCAGCGCCACAGCCGUCUUCCCCCGUGAUUGCGCGGGCGCACUCCCAGAGCGUGUCUUACCACCAACAUGUGGACCCCCGCUUUGUCUUCCAAACCGCGCACCAAGGCUCGCCCAUAUCGUCUCCGCCGCGGAGCCCCAGCGUGGGUCCCCGCAGUGGGUCUCACUCGCCACUGCUUGUCGACAACAUGCUGGGGCUGCACGCUGCGGGGCCGAGCACAGCAGCUACCUCUGUUGACGAGGGCAGCGACGCGGAUGGAAGCGGCAGUGCGGAGGUUGACGGCGACAGCGAGUAUGUUGACAACGGCAGCGACCGUGAUUCGGACGGGGAUUUCAUUCCAGGUGGUAGCUCCCGCCGCCGCGCCCGUUAUGCACCCUAUGCGCCAACGUACCCUGGCCCUAGCUAUCCCUACGACUAUGCAUACUCGGGAGGCAUGUCCGAUCUCGGUUACUCCCCCACAUCCCCGUAUCCGCCAACCUCCCCGCUCGACGGGCCCGACAUGCGGCGCACUAGGGCACGGCCGAGCAGCGGGCUGCCGCCUCCGAUCCCGGUUCCGAACCUGACAAAGAAGAGCCGCGGACGGCGUGUGCCAACCGUUCAGACGCUGUCCGCCGGCGGGCGCGGUGCGGGGAAGAACGCUGUGGCGCGGAUGUACACGUGUAAGGUGGCGGGCUGCGGGAAGUGCUUUGCCCGCGGGGAGCACCUGAAGCGGCACGUGCGCAGCAUUCACACGCACGAAAAGCCGCACCGCUGCCCGUACCCCGGUUGCGGGAAGGACUUCUCGCGGAACGACAACCUGGGGCAGCAUAUGCGCGUGCACAAAGAUUUCGACGGCGCGCGCUGCUAG
Messenger RNA from Mycena indigotica, 1242 nucleotides. RefSeq lists its product as uncharacterized. Bases 1 to 1242 code for a protein of 413 amino acids. NCBI's taxonomy places the organism in Eukaryota, Fungi, Basidiomycota, Agaricomycetes, Agaricales, Mycenaceae. Gene Ontology annotation, biological process: regulation of transcription by RNA polymerase II. Gene Ontology annotation, molecular function: DNA-binding transcription factor activity, RNA polymerase II-specific; RNA polymerase II cis-regulatory region sequence-specific DNA binding. The record is from RefSeq and is a predicted model, not a curated record. The transcript has 5 exons.